This is a messenger RNA of Olea europaea var. sylvestris, 1645 nucleotides long. RefSeq names its product scarecrow-like protein 6. The record is from RefSeq and is a predicted model, not a curated record. Gene Ontology annotation, cellular component: nucleus. Gene Ontology annotation, biological process: regulation of DNA-templated transcription. Bases 417 to 1169 code for a protein of 250 amino acids. The transcript has 2 exons. Lineage: Eukaryota; Viridiplantae; Streptophyta; Magnoliopsida; Lamiales; Oleaceae. Gene Ontology annotation, molecular function: sequence-specific DNA binding; DNA-binding transcription factor activity.
CUUAUUUAUGAAUGCAUUCAAAACUCAACACAAAUUCAACCAUUUUGUUUUUAGCAAGGAUUUCAUUUUGUAAGUUUUCAACAACAGCUUCUCGCAUAAUCAACGAUCAGAAAAGGAGUGUAUGACUGCACUAGCAAAAUUUGGAAACUAUAAUGCCCGGGGAUUCCAGCUCAAAAUCUGUAUCAGAGCAAUAAGGGAACAAAAAUAUGAUUUGAAGGUAAAGGAAAAGAAAGCAAAUACUUAUAACCAUUAGAUUGUGUGGCUGAUAUUUAGGUUUAUAUACAUUAACAAGAACUGUGGUUUCAAAAGUGCUUGUAGCUUAUCAUUGAAAAGUUCAAUUCUUUCAUCGAAUUCCAUUUUUACAAUAAACUGAUAAGCAUUGGAAAUCUAUUAGUUGCAGUGGAGGGAUUUAUAAAAUGCAUUUGAUGUGUUUGAAAAAUCCAUGUGGAUUAACCACCCUCAGUACAGAGGAUUCAAAUUUCAUUUCAUCACUGAAGAUUUGCACAGAAAUUAGAAUUAGAAUUCAGAUCAAAACUCACCUGAAAAGGGAUCGAAGUGAGAGAAUUCUUUCCAGUCUUUCCCGUGGCAAAGCAUCAAAUUCUUUCUUCUUUGUCUUUUCUUCUUGCAAUCCCCGAGGCCAAGUUCUUAAAGAAAUACUUGACACUCCCUGUCUCGCACAUAAUCAACAUAUUAGCCCACAAAGCCUUCCGGUUGGUUCUCUUGCAAGUUACCAGUUGUUAGUACCUUUGGUUCUUCAUUUUGUAAAGCAGCUUUCACCGAAAAUUGUGGUUUCUGUGGACAGAGGAUGUGAUAGACCUGAUUUACCAUUUCCCAACCACAUUAUUCACGAACUUCAAUCUUAUUCUAACUUGCUUGAGUCCCUAGAUGCUGUCAAUGUGAAUAUGGAUGCACUGGAAAAGAUUGAAAGGUUCUUGCUCCAACCAGGAAUUGAAAAAAUUGUAAUGGGCCAUUUUCGAUCCCCUGAAAAGAUGCAGCAUUGGAGGACUCUGUUUUUAUCAUCUGGGUUUUCCCCAAUUACUUUUAGCAAUUUAACAGAAUCACAAGCGGAUUGUCUUGUGAAAAGGACUCCUGUUCGAGGAUUCCAAGUUGAGAAAAGGCAAUCUAACUUAGUUUUCUUUAUUUAUAAUUCUUUGCAGGAUUGUCUUUGAUAUAUAAAAGAGCAGAACGGUCAGUCACCAAAAAAUUGUUUAAAAAAUUCCUCUAUUCGUUCCUAAGGUAACAGUCCUCACACUUAUUCUUGUUAUUAUGUUUAUUCUAUGUGCUUACUUGUAUAGAUUUUUCACCUUUCUCACUAGAUAAAUGGAGAUGAAUAUUGUUUUUCAUUACAUAAAUGGUGAUCAAUGUUGUUUGAGUAAACAUAUUAUGCAAAAUAGAAAAUGAAGGCUUGUUUUAAUGUUUGUUAGUGCCUAUUUCUAAGUUGGUGUCUAAAUAAGAAAAUUAUAGUUUGAGUAGACAAGAACUGCUUUCUUAUUGUAGAGUAGUUAAACAAAAUAUUCAAUACUAAAGUUCUUUAUUAUCAAGCAUAUGUGACUCCUAUCUUAUGCCUCUUUAUGUCCACGUACAAAAUUUACGUUAAAUUUAUAUAUAUAUUUUUAUGAUUAAUAAAUAAUUUUUUUAAUAAUUU